Bombina bombina (fire-bellied toad) is the source of this 10373-nucleotide messenger RNA. It is a transcript of the gene AGRN, whose product is annotated as agrin. The coding region runs from base 536 to 6478 and encodes 1980 amino acids. Gene Ontology annotation, molecular function: laminin binding; calcium ion binding. Lineage: Eukaryota; Metazoa; Chordata; Amphibia; Anura; Bombinatoridae. Gene Ontology annotation, biological process: receptor clustering; G protein-coupled acetylcholine receptor signaling pathway. The record is from RefSeq and is a predicted model, not a curated record. The transcript is spliced from 35 exons.
AGCAGAGGGACAGUUUAUAUUCAGAUCUGGCUCAGACAGCAAAUACAUUACUAACAUAUUCUAAGUUCAUGUCGAUGGAUUUUCUAUUGGGGAGAUCACACUUAUACCUGCAAUAUAAAAUGUUUACAAAGGGACUUUUUUAUUUUUAUAGGUGAUCUCUAUUAUUGUGCACCUGCAGGUUUUGUUUAUUUAUUGGGAAGACUGAGCUGCGGUUACUUAUGGAUAUACAACACCAAUCUUGCAUCUGAUUUCUGGGAUGGGCUGUGUGAACUUUACAAAGAUCAGUAUUAUUGGAAAUCAUUUACAUUUUAGACCCCAAAAGAAAAGGCAUUUUUCUUGAUCGCCGGUAGCUUUGGCUGCAUUGUCCCCAGCUACUGUCUACAAUGGUCUCCUAAUUCUAGCAAGAGUUAUUUGAAUGCAGAAGAUUUAAAUGUUCUCACUGCCUCUGAGAUCCUGCUCCUGGGAUGGUUUUUACAACUUGGUAGGGGUCAGCUGAGUGGAGACCAUAUACAGAACCCCCUACUUACCUAUUGCCAUGACUGGCAGCCACUACCCCGCGCCAGCUACUGAGCGGGACAGGAUUUACCAACACAAAGUCUCCCUGGUUGUACGAUAUUUCAUGAUCCCAUGUAACAUUUGCCUGAUCCUGCUUGCCACAUCCACCCUGGGAUUUGCAGUUCUGCUAUUCCUCAACAACUAUAAACCAGGCAUUCAUUUCUCGAGCCCACAGCCAACCCUGCAGGAUGUGUGCCGUGGAAUGCUGUGCGGCUUUGGAGCAGUGUGUGAGAGGAACAGCGCCGACCCAUCACAGGCCGCUUGUGUCUGUAAGAAAACCGCCUGCCCCUCCCUGGUUGCACCUGUUUGCGGAUCCGAUUAUUCUACCUACAGCAACGAGUGUGAGCUGGAGAGAGCCCAGUGUAACCAGCAGAGGCGAAUCAAAGUGAUCAGCAAAGGGCCUUGUGGUUCCCGUGACCCAUGUUCGUCAGUCUCCUGUAGCUAUGGCAGCACCUGUGUUCGCUCAGCUGAUGGACAGACGGGCAAAUGUGUCUGCCCAACCACCUGCUCGGCUGUGCCAGAGAACAUAGUUUGUGGCAGUGAUGGCAAAGACUACCGAAACGAAUGCCUUCUGAACAAGCAGGCAUGUGACAAUCAAGAAAAUCUGUACAAGAAAUUUGAUGGCUCCUGUGACCCAUGCAAAAGCGCACUCAAUGAUCUGAAUAGAGUAUGUAGAGUGAACCUCCGCACUCGAAAGGUUGAAAUGCUUACUCGGCCGGAGAACUGCCCAGCUUCCAGACAACCGUUAUGCGCUGAUGACGGAGAGACUUAUGAUAAUGAGUGUGUGAUGACCAGGACUGCAGCCAUCCGUGGUAUAGACCUGCAGAAAGUACGCUCAGGGCAGUGCCUGCCUCAGGAUAAAUGCAAGGAUGAAUGUAAGCACAAUGCUGUGUGCCUUAACCGACGAGGAGUGACCCGCUGCUCAUGUGACCGUAUUACCUGUGAUGGCACUUACAAGCCUGUGUGUGGCCGUGACAGCCGUACCUAUGCCAAUGACUGUGAGAGGCAGAAAGCAGAAUGCCAUCAGAAGAUAGCCAUCCCAAUAAAGCAUAAGGGACCAUGCGAUCUUCAUGCCCCCAGUCCGUGCUUGGAUGUAGAGUGCAGUUUUGGAGCAGCAUGUGUAGUGAAGAAUCAGAAAGCAAUAUGUGAAUGUCAACAGAUGUGCCAGAGUAUAUAUGACCCUGUUUGUGGCAGUGACAAACGCACCUAUGGAAACCCCUGUGAACUUGAAGCCACUUCCUGUGCUCUAAAGAAGGAAAUCACAGUGAAACACAAAGGACCCUGUGACCGCUGCGGCAAAUGCCAGUUUGGAGCAAUCUGCGAGGCAGAGACAGGCCGUUGUGUUUGUCCGACAGAAUGUAUUACUUCGGCUCAACCUGUGUGCGGCACUGACGGAAAUACUUACGGCAGUGAGUGUGAACUUCACGUACGAGCAUGCACUCAGCAGACAGAUCUGCAAGUGGCUGCACAAGGAGAUUGCAAAACUUGUGGAAACACCAUCUGCUCUUUUGGCGCAAAAUGUGUAGACGGACAAUGUGUGUGCAUGGUGUGCAAUAAGCAAGCCUACCUUCCUGUGUGCGGUAGUGAUGGGGUAACCUACGAUAACCAGUGUCAGCUUCAAGCUACGUCGUGUAUGAAGAAAAAGAAGAUAGAGGUGUCUCGUACGGGCUCUUGUGAAGACGAAUGUGGCUCUGGUGGCUCAGGUUCCGGAGAGGACAGUGAGUGUGAGCAGGAUCGCUGCAGACGUUAUGGUGGCUCGUGGGAUGAAGAUGCUGAGGAUGAUCGUUGUGUUUGUGAUUUCACCUGUCACGCAGUGCUACGUAACGUGGUGUGCGGAUCAGAUGGAACUACUUACUCCAAUGAGUGUGAACUAAAGAAAACGCGGUGUGAGAGGCGGCAGGAUCUGUACAUGGUUGCUCAGGGACCCUGCCGAGCUACAACUACCAGUUCCACGCCUCCCAUGAUUCCACACUGUAGUAAUACCGUCUACGGCUGCUGUCCUGACAAUAUCACUGCAGCCCUUGGAGUUGGUCAAGCCGGAUGCCCAAGCAGCUGUCAGUGUAACCAGCACGGAUCCUAUGGAGGCAGCUGUGACCCUACAACUGGUCAGUGCUCUUGUAAGCCUGGUGUGGGAGGGUUGAAGUGUGACCGUUGUGAGCCCGGAUUCUGGAACUUCCGUGGAAUUGUGACGGAUAAAAAAAGUGGCUGUACCCCCUGCAAUUGUGAUCCAGUUGGGGCGGUACGGGAUGACUGUGAGCAGAUGACCGGACUUUGCUCUUGUAAGACGGGAAUCUCUGGUCUAAAAUGCAGUCAGUGCCCAGACGGGCGCAAGCCUGGCUUAACUGGCUGCGAAAAAGAUCCUUCAGCGCCUAGAUCCUGUGAUGCCAUUACAUGCCAGUUUGGUGCAUCUUGUGUGGUAGUUGGCGGCUUUGCUCACUGUGAGUGCCCAUCUCCCCUAUGUGCAGAGGCAAAUCUCACCAAGGUGUGUGGGUCUGACGGUGUGACAUAUGCAGACUGGUGUCAGCUGAAAACCAUAGCUUGCCGACAGGGCCGAACCAUUUCAGUCAAGUACACCGGGCCAUGCCAAGAAACCAUCACUCCUUCAAAUCUUCAAACCGUAGCUCCAAAUGGAACACCAGCCCCUCCCAUUGGUCGAUCAAUUCCCACACCGACAACACCUUCAAAGGCUCCUAAACCAAAAAAGCCAAUCAACUCCUUCCAAUUGGUGAUGGAAACCACAGCUGCCCCCAAAGUUCGUGCAACGAGUACUGCCAGACCUGUGACCCAGACGCACAGCGCACGCACGACCACUAUUAAACCAACUGUGACAGUUCCUGUGGUCCGACCCACAUAUUCUCAAACAUAUGAUGAAUCCGGCAGUGGAAGUGGUGAUGAGGACAUGGAAAGCAGCGGAGAUCUAGAAAUAAGUGGAUCAGAACCAAAAACAGGAACACCAGAUGAAGAACUUCAGGAACAAGAGGACGAUGACGACUCAUUGGCCACCCCAGUCAUGGAGAGAGCCAGCUGCUAUAACACACCUUUAGGAUGUUGCUCAGAUGGGAAGACCCCAGCCCUCGAUACUGAGGGGACAAACUGCCCAAAAACCAAAAUAUUCCAGGGUGUUCUCAUUGUGGAGGAACUGGAAGGCCAAGAGGUGUUUUAUACGCCUGAAAUGUCUGAUUAUAAGUCUGAACUCUUCGGAGAAACCGCUAGAAGCAUUGAGAAUGCAUUGGAUAAUCUUCUCCGAAAUUCAGAUGUAAAGAGAGAUUUCAAGAGCAUUCGCAUACGGGACCUUGGGCCAAGCAAUUCCAUCAGAGCCAUCGUUGAAGCACAUUUCGACCCAGCUACCACGCUGACGUCCCUGGAGGUACAGAAAGCAUUGCUAAGGCAGCUGAAAAGCUCUAAGAAGAAGUCAAUCACUAUAAAGAAGCCCACUCAGGACAAUGUCAAAUUCUUGGAUUUUGGUGAGAUAUCUGAUUGGGUACCACUUAUGGUUACAACCACUACCACAACUGCUGCCACUACUAGUACUGUUGCUACUACCAGCACCAUGGCAACCACUACACCUGCAGUAAUGACCACCACAAACACUAUGGUAACUACGCCAUCCCCAAGAAGACAACUUUCUGUCAAGACCACCCCAGUGCCUCUCCUUCAGCAUCCAGUAACCACAGUCAGAAUGACCACAAGGAAGCCAACCACUACCAAGAGACCAACAACCACUCUCGCUGCCACAACCAGGAGAAAACCCACUCGCCAGCCGGCUGUCACUAAGAAACCUCCACGACCCUGCGAUUCCCACCCUUGCUUGCAUGGGGGCACCUGUGAGGAUGAUGGAAGAGACUUUACCUGCAAAUGCCCGGCUGGAAAAGGAGGAGCUGUGUGCGAGAAAAACAUCAAGUAUUUUAUUCCUGGCUUUGGGGGCAAGUCAUACCUUGCAUUCAAGAUGAUGAAGGCGUAUCAUACAGUGCGCAUUGCCAUGGAGUUCCGCUCCUCUGAACAGAAUGGGUUGCUUUUAUACAAUGGACAGAUUCGCGGGAAAGACUUUAUCUCACUGGCUGUAGUAAAUAGCUUUGUGGAGCUCAGGUUUAAUACUGGAUCAGGAACUGGAAUCAUCACCAGUAAAGUCCCCAUUGAACCUGGCAAGUGGCAUCAGUUAGUUGUGACACGUAACCGGCGCAGCGGCAUGUUAUCAGUCGAUGGAGAAACCCAUGUGAAUGGCGAGAGUCCAUCCGGUACUGAUGGUCUGAACCUGGAUACAGACCUUUUCAUAGGAGGAGCGCCAGAAGACCAGAUCUCUGUGGUCUCUGAAAGAACCUCCGUAUCCGUUGGUCUCAAGGGCUGCAUCCGUCUGCUGGAUGUGAACAAUCAAGUAUACAAUCUGCAGGAGGAGGGCGAAGAUGUCUUGUAUGGAAGUGGAGUAGGAGAAUGUGGGAACAACCCCUGUCAGCCUAACCCUUGUCACAAUGGUGCCAUCUGCCUGGUAAAGGAAGCAGAGAUGUUCCACUGCCAGUGUUUGCACGGAUAUACAGGUCCAACAUGUGCAGAUGAACGGAACCCAUGUGACCCUAAUCCUUGCCAUGUCUCUGCUACCUGCCUGGUGCUUCCUGAAGGUGGAGCCAAGUGCGAGUGCCCAAUGGGCAGAGGGGGAGAAUUUUGUGAAAAGGUUAUGGACCAGGAUCUGAAUGUUCCAUUCUUACCUCAGUUUAAUGGAUUCUCUUACUUGGAGAUGAAAGGGCUCCAGACAUUCGCCACUGACCUACAGGAGAAGCUUGCUAUGGAGGUGAUAUUCCUUGCCAGAAGCCCCAAUGGCCUGAUCUUCUAUAAUGGGCAGAAAACAGACGGCAAAGGAGAUUUUGUGUCCCUGGCACUGCACGACGGACAUCUGGAGUACAGAUACGAUUUGGGGAAAGGAGCGGCCGUCAUCAAGAGCAAGGAGAGGAUACCACUAAAUGCCUGGGUUAGUGUGUCCCUGGAACGGAGUGGCAGAAAGGGGUUAAUGAGGAUCAAUAACAUGGAACAGGUCACUGGAGAGUCACCGGCACCUCACACUGCUCUCAAUUUAAAGGAGCCGCUCUUUGUGGGAGGAGCAACAGAUUUUAGCAAACUGGCUCGAGCUGCAGCCGCUUCCACUAGCUUUGAUGGAGCCAUCCAGAAGAUUUCCAUCAAGGGGCUUCCUAUUCUAAAGCAGGAGAACAUCCGUCGAGCCAUUGAGAUCUCUACAUUCCGUGGCCAUCCCUGUACUCAGAAACCCAACCCCUGCCAGAACUCUGGUCUGUGUGCGCCCAAAAAGGAGACCUAUGAGUGCGUGUGCCAAAGGGGCUUUUCAGGGGCACAGUGUGAAAGAGUGACUAUUGAGAAGUCAGCGGGAGAGUCUGAAUCAGUGUCCUUUGAUGGCAGGACAUACCUAGAAUAUCAUAAUGCCGUGUCCAAGAGCGAAAAGGCACUGCUAACCAAUCAGUUUGAGCUAAGCAUCAAGACGGAAUCAACUCAGGGUCUGAUCCUAUGGAGCGGCAAAGGCACAGAGCGCUCUGAUUACAUUGCCCUAGCUGUGGUUGGCGGCUACGUCCAGAUGACCUAUGACCUUGGCUCCAAACCAGUGGUUCUGCGUUCUACAGUUCCUGUAAACACCAACCAGUGGAUACGCAUCAAAGCCCUAAGAAACAACAGAGACGGCAUCCUGCAAGUUGGCAAUGAAGCUCCCGUCUUUGGCUCCUCUCCUUUUGGAGCCAAACAACUGGAUACUGAUGGGGCCCUCUGGCUUGGCGGAAUGGAAAAGCUGAGCGUCUCUUACAAGUUACCCAAAGCUUACAGCACAGGAUUCAUUGGCUGUAUGAAGGAUGUUAUAGUUGAUCAACAAGAACUUCACCUGGUGGAAGAUGCAUUGAACAACCCCCCUAUACUAUACUGCUCAGCCAAAUAAUUUGGGACCCACUUCUCUUCCUCUCUACAUCUUACUCCCCCUUUCCCUCCUCUCCCCGCCCAUUCACUGCUGUAAUUAUUUUCUAUUUUUGUAAACUUAUUGCUUUUUAUAUUUUGUGUGGCGGGGGAGGAAGGAGAAGGCAAACGGUGUACGUAUGUGUAUGUGAGUAUGUGUUGAACAGGCAACCAGACCAAAAGUUUUAAUUGGGGGUGAAAAUACAGUAGAUGUUCAGUGCAGAACAAAGCUGGUAUGUUAAAGCAAUUUAUAUGUGAUGAUGGGCCUUAUUGCAUUACAAUCAGGGAUUACAGGGGAAGAUUUAAUAAAUAUUUUGUGGACAGGUGUAUGCAAAAGCCCACCGACCCCACCCCUGGUUGCACAUUUAGUGUGUGUGUGUGAGCGCAUGCAUUUUGCCCCUGAUGUCUCUGAAGUAUGGUACACUAAGCUUGGGCCAUGCACGGUCUAUGUGAGAUGCUGCUUGUAUUGCGUGUACCAAGGAAUUGUGCUAUUUGAAUGAAUGGAUGUUUCCAUUGUUGACUGUUUUGCAUGUCUGAGACUUUAAACCAUAAAGGAGAAAGGGUCCCUGAUGUUAUAUAGUGGCCUUCUUGUCAUAAUAAUGUGCGCGUGUGCAUUGUGAGGUCUUUUUGAUUCCUCUGAAUCCCAGCCCAUGAGGAGAUGUAAACCAAUCCCCCCUUUUUUCAGAAACAUUUUCCCCAAAGGGGCUGUACAUUCCUAUUUUUGCGUUUUAUUGUGAGGCACAGUCAAAUCAGAAUGUGGUUGAAACAGGCAACCCUCUGGUUCCACCUGUACAAUUAUUGAAUAGUGUGUUCAAAAUUAUAUUUUGUUUUUUUUUUUUUGAGUUCAGUGUAUUUUAAAAUAUAUCUAACCUAGUCAAUUCCUUGGUGUAAUCUGCAGCCAGGGAAGUACUUAAUCCCUUCUGGGACAGGGUGUUUAUUAAACGUACCAAGGUUAUUUUAAUUGUUGCCUUCUUAGUUGUAUAUGAUCAUUACAGAAAUAUAUUUUAACCAUAAACGUUAACCUGGUUAUUUUAACAAAAUUAGUCAUUUGAUGGAGGAUUAACUUUAUAGAAAUCAGAAAACAUCUCUAGUUGCAAAAUGAGGCAUUGGUUUUAGAUAUCCUUAGAUAGAUAAUGUAACCAAAUGUCACUUUGCACCCCAAGGAUAAGGAUAAUUAAAUACAAUGUGUUUUUAUUGUACAUACAAAAAUAAGGAUCACAGCAUAGACAAUAUCGAUGUGACUACAUCUUUGUUUAGUUACAUUGUUUAUGAAUUUGCUAUGUAGAGAAAUGAUCUGUUGCUUGUGUUCUUGCUGGCUGUUAAUAUUCUGAAAAAUAAAACUACAUUGUAUAGGAAUAAAGCUAAUUUGGAACCUGUGGUGGGCAAGUCUUUAACACACAAAUGCCAUAAGAUUUAAAUAAUGUUAUGAUUCAAAAUAAUCUACAUCCACUUUAAAUGCACAUAAAUGUCUUUAUGAAGCAUUAACCCAAUUUUAAAGAUUUAUUUACAAAGCACUAGUUUAGUAUUUACUUGUAUUUUCCAUGCAGCAUUUGAAAGCACCAUAGGUAUCACUGCCUUCUUUUUCCACUGCCCUCCAGAUAUGCACUCUUGUGAAAUGUUCCGCUACCCACUCUAGGUUGGCUGUGAGUGUACUUUGGAGAGCAGUGUUAAAAGGUAAAUGUGGCUUCAGCGGUAUCAAAUAUAUAAAAGGAGUUUUCAUGCAAUUAAGUGCUUUACUAAUCCUUAAAACAUAUUUAAAAUUAGCCUGACGCAUAAUAAUAAUUGAAUGCCCCUUUCAAUAGAUUAUAAAUUGAUCUUUAUUUUCAUUUUGAGAUUGUACAGAAAUGAAUAUACAAUAACAAAAUAUUCUUCACUGUACCCACAGAAUGUAAUGUACUCUACAAUGAAUGCUGGUUUCCUUUGGUCUUUUUUUUAUACUCAAGAUCCAAAUAAAUUUGCAAGGUAGCUGCCUUGUGCACUAGAAAGCCUUUUGUAAUCUGUUGCUUUACAUUCUUAAAGAGCCAUAGAUUUUUAAAUUGUCCUUGUCACCUUCAAUGUUAAACAGCUUUUUUCAUGAUAUAUAUUAAUUUACCCAAACAUCUCUAGUUGACUAUAAGUAAUUCAAACAGUGCACUUUUCAUUUGACCUAAAAUAUAGGUUGUGUUGUGCUAUAAGUAUAUAUCUUGCUGUAAAUACACCAUUUUAUCCUCUUUUGAAGUAUGGAUCAGAGGUUCAAUGCAGUAAUGAAAUAGGAGUGUAUGUGUGUACUUGUAUGUGUGUGUGCUUGCGCGUGUGUGCGCUCGCCUAAUCCUUCUCCCUGGCUUGUCUGUAAUACUUCCCAGUGAUCCAUUAUGAAAUAUAUAUAUAUUUAUAUGCAGUAAAUUCCUCUUGUAUGCACAGCAUUUGGACUUUCUCAAGAAGACAGAAGCUGCAUACCUCCUUAUUUUCACCAUUAGACAAAUAUAUUUCUGUUUCUAAUUUUCAAGGUUUUUUGUAUUUUUUUUGGAACUGUGAAGUUGUGUUGUGAUUCUUAUGGGUUUUUUCAUUCACAACAGACUGGAAGGGCUGCAGAGCAAUAUAUGGAGCAAGUCGGCCUUCCAUACUCAUGCUCCAAGAGCACCUCUUUGUUCUUGAUCUUCACGCAUCUAAUCUCACACAUUAAGAAAUUUCUUGGGUUACCAUCCAGCCUUCCCACAUUUUUAUAUAAUGGUAACCUUAUACUUACAGCUUCUUACUGCUAUUCAGAGAUUGUGGUAAAAAGCCAACUGUGGGUUCAUUUUUGUUGGUGCUAUUAGUAUACAUAAUCAAAAUAGAGACCAAAAGUAUUUGAGGAGGCUUCAGGGAGGGGAGGUAUACAUGGGCAUUAUAGCACAGUCUGUAUCACGGGAUUUCCCCACUACCUGCUUGCAUACAAGUGGAAUUGAUUGUGUAUGGAGUUAGUUUCUACUGUCCUGGUUAGGACAUUCCACUUUAGCGUAGGAAAAAAAUGGGGUGGUAGGGACAGGCAAUGUGUUACCAAGGGCUUGAUGUGUUAGAUGGUUUCCAAAAUGUGCCAGAGAACAAACUAGAGACAAUUAAUCAUGUGUCUCUACCUAGUAACCACAGAUCAUGCCCUGAUAUGCAUUAGCCAUGAUAUAAGUGUUCUUCAAUUACGUUUCCUGACAGUGCGCAAACUUUACAAGAAAAUAGCAGCAUGGUGAUAUAGCUUGAUUUUUAGACCCAGUUCAUUGACCAGAGGUCUGAUUUUUUUUUCUGUUUUCAAUAUGUUCAUGCUGGGAAGAAUCUGUCCAUAUAAUUUACACAAAAUGCACUGUAGUGUAAAAAUAAUGUGGAAUUGCACUCAACAUCUAUUGGUUCAAAAUAUGUCUCAAGCACCGCCCUAGUGGCUGCAGACAGAACUUGCAGGAGGGUUGCUAUCUAAACGAAUUGACCUCAGCAUAGAGUUCUAGAUUAUAGAUGUCUUAAGUGAUAAGAAAGCUGUUGGUUGAAGAGCUCAUAUUUCACUAGUUUUUAUGGAAAUAUGUUGAUUUUCUUAAUUUCUGGCUUACAAAAGCCUGUUCAACCAUUCCAUUUUAUGUACUUUAUCCUGCUGUUUAUUUUACAGUUCUCCAUCUGAUCUGGCACAUUAGAAUCUUGUUCACUUACAUUUCAGUUCUAUGUUUUGUAUUAGCAUUUAUAUCCAUGAUAAACAAAAUGUUUUUUUGUUUUAAUUUAUGUCUCUCAAUGCAUCACAAUACUAGGAUAGUAAAACCGCUGUGAUCUGCUGUAGGAGUGUCGGAGGAUUGUGCACAGUAUACAGAACAGCAUGUUAUAACCAUUACUAACUUUAUUACUUGUCUUUCAUCCAAUCACCACAAAAUAAAGACUGAAAACUAUUUAAA